Juglans microcarpa x Juglans regia is the source of this 1740-nucleotide messenger RNA. Its product is annotated as serine/threonine-protein kinase prpf4B. The transcript is spliced from 6 exons. The record is from RefSeq and is a predicted model, not a curated record. NCBI's taxonomy places the organism in Eukaryota, Viridiplantae, Streptophyta, Magnoliopsida, Fagales, Juglandaceae. Gene Ontology annotation, cellular component: cytoplasm; nucleus. Gene Ontology annotation, biological process: alternative mRNA splicing, via spliceosome. The coding region runs from base 108 to 1214 and encodes 368 amino acids.
UUCACCUCGUCCGGUUUUAAGAUUUUCUUGACAUACUGUACUGCCAUUAUUGCCCGAAACAAAUUGCAGAUUGACUGCUGUGUGAAGUCUCUGUUUGCGUUGGGAGAAUGGAGGAAGAGAAAGCCGCGGCGUACUACGACGAGCUGACUCGCAAAGGCGAAGGAGCCGCCAGGUUCAAACAAGGUCUUGGAUUCUCCUCCUCCUCCGACAAUGUCCCAGCAAAAGGCUCAGCUCUGCCCUCCUCGUCUUCUUUCCUCAGCAACUUCGUCAGAGCCUCGAGCCCCACCAAGGCCUCCGAGUUUCAAACGCAAGGGCAACUCCAAUCCAUUCAAAACAAGCUCAGGAAGAAACCUGUCUCCUCCGAAGCAGAAAAACAUGCGAUUCCUAGGGUUUCUGAUAAAAUCGAAAGAGAGAGGGAUAGGCACUCUAGGAGGCGAAGUAGGAGUAGAGAGAGAGGCAGAGACAGGGAGAGGGAUAGGGAUAGGGACAGAGACAGAGACAGAGACAGGGAUAGAGAUAGAGACAGAGACAGGGAUAGAGAUAGAGACAGAGACAGAGACAGAGAUAGGGAUAGGGACAGAGAGAGGAGGAGGAGAAGGAGUGUGUCACCGAGGCGAGAUCGGAAAUCGAGAAGGAGUCGGAGCUUGUCCCCGCGGGAGAGAGUGCGUGAGAGGAGGAGGUCGGAGAAGAGUAGAAGUGAAGAUGGGAAUGGGGAUGGGGAUAGAGUCGGUAAAGUGGGGAGGGAGAAGAACGGUGGGAUUGUUUAUUCAAAGUUGAUCGAAGGCUAUGAAAAUAUGACACCAGCUGAAAGAGUGAAGGCCAAGAUGAAACUUCAGCUUACUGAAACUGCUGAGAAGGACACAACAAAGGGCAUGGGCUCAGGUUGGGAACGAUUUGAAUUCAACAAGGACGCUCCACUUGAUGAUGAGGAGAUUGAAGUUGCAGAAGAUGAUGCAGCAUUAGUCAAGAACAUUGGCCAGAGCUUUCGCUUUUCUGCAUUUGAGUCAAAAAGAGAGGAACAAAUCAAAGCUGCCCAUGAUGAGGCCAUGUUUGGAGCAUCAUCACUUCGACCUUCCAUAAGUACGGAGAGUGAGCCAGAAGUGGAGGAUGAUAAAAAGGAGAGCAAUGAAAAUGGUCUUGUUACAAGCCUCUUAAGUGAGAAGGUGCUUGCAAAGCAACAAGGGUCUUGGCGCGACCGUGCUCGUAAAGUAUAGGAUAGAUCAACAAGCUGAUGGGCAGCGUGAGAGACUGACAAAAAGAAUCCACUUCGGCUGUGCUGCAAGAAGCAUGUUGAAGUGUUGUAUAAAUAUUUCAUCAGUCAGGUUGGAGGGAGGGAUAUCGAUAUUAAUUAGAAGCUUCUGGCUCCCAACGAAUGAAUCAGCGCACGGGGCAAGUAGACUAUCUUGCUGCUCCUCGCCCUUCCACAGUUAGGCUCUCCAGCGACAGGAUUCUCAAAUCAGUGUUAUAGCGUCCUUUUUUUUGGGGUCUGCCAUCCGAAAGAGCAGUCCCUGUAUGUUUGCCACACUUUUAAAAGCAGGAGCUUUUGAUUUUUGGUGCUUAUGUCGUUCGAAUUGUGAUCUUCGUGGGCUUCUGCUCCCCCCAAACUACAUGGGAUUAGAUUGCUUUCCAAGAAGACAAUGUUUCAUGUCUUUAUCAUCCUAAAGCUGUAAUGAUUGUGAUUGGAAGUCAAUGUACAGAGACAACAAGGGUUUCAAUUACCAUGUAACAAGCCUUGAGACC